Messenger RNA from Artibeus jamaicensis (Jamaican fruit-eating bat), 3538 nucleotides. RefSeq names its product Cas scaffold protein family member 4 (gene CASS4). The coding region runs from base 327 to 2756 and encodes 809 amino acids. NCBI's taxonomy places the organism in Eukaryota, Metazoa, Chordata, Mammalia, Chiroptera, Phyllostomidae. The transcript has 7 exons. Gene Ontology annotation, cellular component: cytoplasm; plasma membrane. The record is from RefSeq and is a predicted model, not a curated record. Gene Ontology annotation, molecular function: protein binding. Gene Ontology annotation, biological process: cell surface receptor protein tyrosine kinase signaling pathway; cell migration.
UUGGUGGUUUUUUUUUUGUGGUUUCACAUAACAAAUGUGUGACAAUCCCUAUUUAUAAGCGACGUGAGACAUUUAGGCGCUGAGGACUGAGUGUGCCUGGAUUUCUGAUCUCCUGUCCUCCCUUCACGCCUUUUGUCUGACUCCUCACCUGCUUUCCUGAAAGUCUGCCGGCUGGGAGAAUCUCUCUGACACUCUCCCAGGCUGGCCACCAGCUCCACAGAAGCUCGUUUCUGAGAACCAGCCCCAAGCAUGCCGUGGCAUUGCACAACCCGCCUCUGAAGCCCAAGAUAUCAGCCACGGAGCGCCGAGGGCCGCUUCACAGUGACAUGAAAGGAGCGAGCGUCAUGGACGGGAUGCCCAAGGCUCCGCUGGCCCGGGCGCUCUAUGACAACCACCCCGACUGCUCCGAUGAGCUGGCCUUCUGCCGAGGGGACAUCCUGACCAUUCUGGAUCGGAACGUGCCGGAAAGCGAGGGCUGGUGGAGGUGUUCGCUCCACGGGAGGCAAGGCCUGGCCCCGGCCAACCGCCUGCAAGUCCUCAAGGAGGCCCCCGCAGACAGGCCCUGGCCCCCUUCCCUGACGGGCCUGGAGGAGGGUCUCGCCAACCCCAAGGAGACCUGCCGGGUGCCCACCCUGCUCAGCCCCCCGCCUCCAAGCCCCAUAUAUGAGUACAUGAAGAGCUGCGUGGAGGGAACUUCGUCACCCAAGGUCCAAGUCUACGAACUGCCUGACCCACCCACCAGCGCCAGGAUUGUCUGUGAGACGAUGCUAAGCUUUUCGAAACAGGCCAUCUUCUCGAUUCCCAGACCCACUCAGGACUCGUCGCCUGCCCUGUAUGAUGUGCCUGUCCAGAACCGCCGCCCCCCAGCCCUGAAGGAGUCAGAGAAGCAGCAGUUAUAUGACAUACCCGCCAGCCCCCGGAGGGCAGGAUGCGGCCCCCCGGCCAGCUCGUCCAGUAGGCAGAGUGUCCCCGUGACAUCAACAGUCACCCUAAGGAGAGCCUGCUAUAAGACACUACCAAACCCGCAGAAAUCGGAAUGGAUUUAUGACACCCCGGCGUCUCCCAAAAAAGCCGAAGUAAGAAAUGCAUCUCUAACAGGCUCUGUGGACGAGGCGGGGCCCCAGACUCUCCCCAGGCAGAUGACCACUUUCCACUGUCCUCUGAAGAGCAGAGCAAGGUCCCUCACGCCACACCUGAGUGAAACUGUGCCCACGCAGAAGAAGCUCAGCCUUCCAGAAAUCCCUGCUCACUGCCUUCUAGCGCCCGGGGACCCCACCCCCUCGGAGGAGGGAGUUGGGUACAGGGUACCCUCGAGCUUUCUGAUUCCCCGAGUGGAACAGCAGAACACCAAGCCCAACAUUUAUGACGUCCCUAAAGCUAGGCCAAGUGCCCCUCCGGCUGCAAAGGAGCUGGAGAAAGGCGACAGGGCUCCCGAGAAUGCGGGGGACUGUGGCCACUCCUGGGCCCCCCGACAGACCACGUGGCUCUGUCCUGAGCUGGACAGGUUGUCUGUGAACAGCGCGGACAGCAGGGUCAGCAUCGUCUCUUCAUGCUCCUCCACAUCCACGGACUCUUCAUCCGGCUCCUUCUCCGAGGAGUCGGUGAAAGAGACGUCCCUGGACUUGGACUUGGCCAAAGGGAUGGUGACGGCUCUCCAGCACAAGGUGGCCAGCUCCGUCACAGGCCUGCUGCUCUUUGUGAGCAGGACAUGGAGGUUCAGAGACUAUCUGGAGGCCAACAUCAAUGCCAUCCGUAGGGCCACCAACCACGUCGAAGAAUCUUUGAGAGAAUUUCUGGACUUUGCCCAGGGUGUCUGUGGGGCCACCUGUCACCUCACUGACAGUCACCUUCAGGCCAAAAUCAGGAAUCAGCUGCAGACCAUUUGUAGCUCCUACCAGGCCCUGCUAGAAACCAAGGAGGGCCUGGAUGGCUGCAACUGGUCCCUGGAGGUCCUCGUGACGGAGAAAGCCCAAAACAGCCCGGAUGACCUUGAGAGGUUUGUCAUGGUGGCACGGAUGGUUCCAGAAGACAUCAAGAGGUUUGUCUCCAUGGUCAUUGCCAACGGAAGGCUCCUUUUCAAGCAGAACAGUGAAAAAGAAGACUCGGUGCAGUUGACCCUCAGCGCGGGACCCAAGCUUGCGACGGACCUCCAGCUCCCCCCGAGGGAAGUGGAGUCAUAUCAAAGGAGCGCUCCUGUCAGCAAGCAAAGGGAAAGUGGCCUCUCCCCCAAACUGCUGCAGAAAAACUGGACCAACACCCGUGAAAAGAAGUUGCCUAAUCUAGAAGAGGAAGUAAAACCCAUCUUGCAACAAAGGUCAGAUGAAAACAGAGGCUUAGAGACACAGAAUACAAGUCAGCCCGUGCCCCGGCCCCUGGGUCAGCUGCACCCCGAGAAGAAGGUCCACCUUUCGGAGCACUGCCGCUUCUAUUUCGGGGCGCUCUUCAAAGCCAUCAGCGUCUUCCACAGCAGCCUCAGCCUCAGCCAGUCCCCAGAGAUCUUCAUCUCGCAGAGCAAACUGGUCAUCAUGAUCGGGCAGAAGCUGGUGGACACACUGUGCAGAGAGACCCAGGACAGGGACGUGCGCAACGAGAUCCUCUGUGGCAGCAGCCACCUCUGCAGCCUGCUCAAGAACGUGGCCCUGGCCACCAAGCACGCCGUGCUCAAGUUCCCCAGCCCUGAGGCCCUGGGGCACCUCCGGGCCGAGGCUGAGAAGCUGGAGCAACACACACGGCAGUUCAGAGGGAUGCUGGAAUGAGCCUUCCUCCCUCCCUCCCUCACCAUCUGUCUUAUGGGAAAGGCCAGCCUGGGGAUGCAGCGAAGGGCGGAAACAGCCACCUGCCCAGAGCCCCUGUCCCCAAGUGCCCAGGGGACCCCCGGACACUGACUUACCCACAGAGAGUUGGGGAAGGGUGACUGGCGUUACAUAAGGACCCUGCUAAGUAGGUGUCACGUGAGGUCAGUGUAGAGAGUGACAUUGUGGAAACCAAUUGUUGUAUUGGUUCAAUCAAUACUGGUUUAUUUAUUGGGCACCUACUGCAGUCAAAUUCUUGGUGCUGCGCAUGUAGCCGUGAAUGAAACAGAAACCUUCCCCUCGGGGAGCUUCCACUGUGCAGGGAGACAGACGGUCGGUGACAGAGAAAUGUAUGUACAGUCUAUCAGCUGCCAGGGAGGAAAAGUGAGGAGGGAGGAGACGUGCUUUCCAAUGAGUAACUUCUCUUGUAUCUGUCCAAUAAGGUGAUGGGUAGUUCAUGUUUGGCUGAAUUCAUUCUGUGAGACUGGUACCGAUGAUGUCUUACACCAAAUGUAUAUUUAUAUUUUCUAUUUUGUCUCCACCAUGGUAAAGAUGCAUAUUGUAUUUACAACGUAGCCUGUUCUGUUGGGUUCCCUAUUAAUUUAUUUUUGUACAUUAUAGAGUCUGUGUUGAUAAAUUCAGGAUGCUCAAUCAGCAAAGGCUUAUACUUCGAUGUUUAUAAUACUAUGUAAAUAUAAUCAUGAAACAUCCUUGAAAAAGCUGUUCAUCCAUGUUGCCUGGGUUCU